Gilbertella persicaria is the source of this 612-nucleotide messenger RNA. RefSeq lists its product as uncharacterized. The transcript is spliced from 2 exons. The annotation marks the transcript as partial. The record is from RefSeq and is a predicted model, not a curated record. Lineage: Eukaryota; Fungi; Mucoromycota; Mucoromycetes; Mucorales; Choanephoraceae.
AUGGAGGAAGUCAUAGCUAUAGUUAAGAAGCAGAAAAGAGUUCACCACAAAUACUCAAACGAGCAAAAGCUCGCUUUUGUGUAUUAUAACCGAAUUAAAUUAUUUAACGCAGCUAAGUCCGGGCGCUUAGCAGGCGGCAUAGCCGAAAGAACAGCACAGAAAUGGGCCAAAAAACUCAAAGAGGAUAAGGAUUGGAACAUAUUUGAGAAACAAACUUUUUUUUUUAAAAAAAAUAAACAAACCAAUUUGGUCAAUAGACCAAAACCACAAUUGGAUGAAAGACAUAAGGUUCACCUGUUAGAGUUUUACGAUAAUUGGCCACAAGCACGAGUGCUUGAUGCAAUGGAAUCACUCACUCAAAAAUUCUCUGAUCUGACUGUGAAGAAAAGUACUGUUCACAACUUCCUUAAGGAUGAGUGCAACCUUUCUUUUAAGAAGUUAACACGCUUACCGGUUGCUAGAAAUAAUUCAGAUAAGAUCCAAGCUCGUAAAGAUUGGGUCAUCAAGUGGACUGCUACUGAUAUGAAUUACUUAGAAAACUGUGUGUUCGUAGACGAGUCUGCAUUUAAUAUAAACAUGAGACCUCCUAGCGGAUGGUCUGUAAAAGGAACA